Messenger RNA from Misgurnus anguillicaudatus (oriental weatherfish), 1235 nucleotides. The record is from RefSeq and is a predicted model, not a curated record. NCBI's taxonomy places the organism in Eukaryota, Metazoa, Chordata, Actinopteri, Cypriniformes, Cobitidae.
AGAAACACACAACUUGCAAUAUGUGUACGAGAAAGUGUUCACUGUGCAUCGCGGGAGGUUUGUACCCAUUAGCGCUCAUCUCCGUAAUCUGUAAUAUAAUACUGUUUUUUCCCGGUUUGGAUGUUAAAUAUGCGCUAAAUGGACAAAUUACAGAGGAGGUAAAAAAACUGGGAGGACUGGUUGGAGGAGGUGUACUGGUGAGUUUAUAGAAAAAUUAUUAGGAUAUAUAUUUAUCCUAUGUAAAUGUAAAAAUUUGCUCAUAUGACUAUUAGGUUUCAAAGAAGAUACUGUGGUUCUUAUAAGUUGCAUGCUGUUUGCUACAGAUAACUUAUUUGUAAAAUCUGCCUUCAUUUAAUCAGUUUAAUGAAAAAUUUAAAGAAAGUAGGCAAACAAAAGUUAUGCAUGAGAAACCCAAAGAUAUGGUUCUUAAUGAAUUUUCUAUGUAAAGAUGUUGCAUCAAUUAGGCAUUGCAUAAAUGUGACUGGUGAAUGUACAAGAUGAUUUAUUCAGUGUUAAAAACAAUCUGAAAUAAAUCAAAUAUGAAAUGACAAAAUAAUGAAACAAAAAAAAUGUCUCUAUUUGCAGGUAUUGAUACCUGCAGUUCAUAUUCACAUGACUGGAAAGCAUAGCUGCUGUGCUAACCGCUGUGGGAUGUUUCUGUCCUUUAUACUUGCAGCAGUGGGCGUAGCUGGUGCCAUUUAUAGUUUCAUAGUGGCACUGUUGGGCCUAUUGCAUGGGCCCUACUGUAAUGCUGGUGGUGUCUGGGUAACUCUCUCUGAAUUAAUGCGUGUAAAUUACCUUGAACACCCCGAUUUAUGGGGAGAAUUUUGCAUUGAGCCAAAGAACGUGGUGGAGUUUAAUGUGGUUCUGUUCUCAAUACUGAUGUUGGUCAACAGUCUGCAGAUCAUCCUUUGUGCUAUACAGAUGAUCAAUGGCCUUUUCGGAUGCCUUUGUGGAACCUGCAGGGAUACAAGACACACCAAUAUAACAGUAACCUCCGCUGUAAAUGUUUCACUGUAAAGAUCACACCCUUCAUAUCUUCCAUCCUGUCUCUUUAACCGGCUAACUUGGGUCCAAGAUGUAUUGUAUUGUUCAUAUUCAUUGAAUAUAAUUUAGAUGUAUGUGAGAUCUAAAUGCAUAAAUGUUAUAACAUAUGUAUAACAUUUCAAUACACAUUUAUUGGUACUUUUUCAUUUUUAGUUUACAUAUUAGCUUUGCACUGUUUGUUAUUAAUA